AUGGUCCAAGAAUACAAGUACCUUACUCCGGAGCAAAUUGAUUUCUUUAUGGAGAAUGGAUACGUUGUAAUCAAGAACGCAUUCUCGAGGGAAAAGUCGGCCGAAUGGACGAAGGAUAUGUGGACGCGUCUAGGGUACGACCCGAAUGACAAGUCGACGUGGCCUAAGGAUAAAGACCGCAUUAACAUGCCAUCACAUAACCGAGAGGAUGUAUCAUAUUUUGCCCCUAAGGCAUGGGGAGCCAUGCUAGAGUUGCUCGGCGGAGAAGACCGCAUUGCUGAGAGAAGUGGAUGGUGGGGUGAUUCAUUCAUUGUCAAUCUGGGCUCCGAUGAAAUCGAGCGGCAGAAGGAGCCUGUUGAUCCCAAGGACCUUGAUAAUUGGCAUGUCGAUGGCGACUCCUUUGUGCAUUUCCUUGACUCGCCGGAGCAGGGCUUGCUUGUCACUCCCAUCUUCUCCGAUAUCAAAUCUCGAGGUGGAGGCACAUGUAUUUGCCCAGAAGGCAUUACAAUCAUCGCGAAGUACCUUGCCGCACACCCAGAAGGUGUCCUUCCCACGCCUCGCCUCUGUUUUACCCCCUCUACGUCGACCUAUGCGGACCCGAAGGACGACCCCCACUUCUGGUCUCACGCGGAAGAAGUCAAGAAAUGUAAUAAUUUUGUGGAGGCCACUGGUGAAGUUGGAGAUGUGAUCCUCUUACACCCCUUCAUGCUUCAUUCAGCGUCGAAGAAUUAUCUGCGCAUACCGAGAGUUAUCACGAACCCUCGUAUAUCUUUAAAGGAGCCGUUUAACUUCAACAGGGAGAAUCCUGACGAUUAUAGCUUGGUGGAGAAAAAAACACUCAAAGCCCUCGGUGUGGAUAGAUUGGACUUCAAGAUUACGACCGAAAGGCGCAGUAUCGUACCCCUGAGAGUACAGAUUCAACAAAAGAUGCUGGAAGAGGAGAAGCAAAGGCUAGCUGAUUCAGCGAAGGCGAGUGUUGCUCCGAACGUAAUCACUAUGGCCCCUACCCCCAUCUCUGUAGUGUAA
Messenger RNA from Serpula lacrymans var. lacrymans S7.9, 1026 nucleotides. RefSeq lists its product as uncharacterized. The transcript has 4 exons. The coding region runs from base 1 to 1026 and encodes 341 amino acids. The record is from RefSeq and is a predicted model, not a curated record. Lineage: Eukaryota; Fungi; Basidiomycota; Agaricomycetes; Boletales; Serpulaceae.